CUCACACUUCCUCUCUCAAGCUUCCGGAAACACCACAAGUGAAAUAAAGAGUCUCCUAGACUUCUCCUCGAGAAGACUCCAGCCUGCCGGAGAUGGCUCAGCACCACCUGUGGAUCUGGUUCCUUUGCCUGCAAACCUGGUCUGAAGCAGCAGGAAGAGGAGCAGAUUCAUCCGUGGUGUAUGGGAUUCUUGGGGAGUCAGUUACUUUCCCCUUAAACAUUCAGGAGCCACAGAAAGUUAGGAUCAUUGCCUGGACUUCUGAUUCAUCCGUUGCUUUUGUAAAACCCGGACUCCAAGGAGCACCACCUGAUGUUACUGUGACCCGGGCUGUUUAUGAAGGACGACUAGAUGUCAUAGCUCAGAACUAUGACCUAGUCAUUAGAAACCUGAGGAUGGAGGAUGCAGGAACUUACAAAGCAGACAUAAAUGAAGAGAACACCCCCACCACCACCACGAAGCACUACCACCUCCAUAUCUACCCUCGGCUUGGAAAACCAAAAAUUAUACCGAGUUUAAAAACAUCUGCAAACAAUUUUUGUAAUGUCACACUGACAUGCUCUUUGGAGAAAGAAGAAAAGAAUGUGACAUACAGUUGGAGUCCCUCGGGAGAGAAAAGCAAUGUCCUUCAAAUCUUCGAGUCCCCCAAGGAUCAAAACUUGACUUACACAUGUACAGCCCAGAACCCUGUCAGCAACAGCUCCGACUCUGUCACUGCCCAGCAACUCUGCACAGACAAUCCACGUGACCUUCGCUCUCGUAUGUUUCUAAGUGGACUGGCUGCUCCCCUGUUUAUUCUCAUUCCACUUUCAGUAUUUCUGUUCUAUUGGAACAAGAGAAGACAAAAGAGGAUUGACCUGGAAGGUGAUGUCCCAAAGGGAACAAUAUAUGCCCAAGUUUCAAGAAGUAAUCAUCCCACAGAGUCCAGAAUCUAUGAUGAAAUCCCGGAGUCCAAGGGGAUGACCCACAAAGAAAAGCCAAUGCACACCAUUUACUGCUCAGUGCAGCAUUCUGAGAAGGUGCAGAAAAACAGCACCAAGGAUGACAGCCCUCCCAAGACUCUGGGUAAUGAAAUUGUCGUCUAGGUGAGCAGGCAGAACUCUCCCACUGAGAACCGAAGUUACAACCAGUGAUAGGGCAGGAGUGCUGGAGACCUAGACCUUCUUUGGCUAUCCCUUAUCAGGACAUUUCAAAUCACCAUAUGCAAAAACACAAGCACAGCAGGAAACCUGUUGGUGGGCACUGCUGGUACCCAGAUGGACUUAU
Molecule: messenger RNA, 1263 nt
Organism: Peromyscus leucopus (white-footed mouse)
Lineage: Eukaryota; Metazoa; Chordata; Mammalia; Rodentia; Cricetidae
Product: SLAM family member 5-like
Exons: 7
Coding region: 93-1082 (329 amino acids)
Biological process (GO): positive regulation of tumor necrosis factor production; regulation of macrophage activation; T cell activation
Cellular component (GO): external side of plasma membrane
Source: RefSeq, a predicted model, not a curated record